GGCAUCAUGGCACUCGCUCUCUACUGCAGCCAGACUUACAAGUGCACACAGCUACUUGAACACUACAGACGACUAGUUGCAGCCAACCGUUGGUAAGGUUUGACACCCUCAUCAGCAGCAAGACUACGUCUGCUAUUGCCGUUCGUUGACGAUGACGACACUGAUGCCGCUUGUGUCUGUCACCGGCCUGCUGCUCCUCCUGCUGACCGCAGCUCCCACCUCCUGCAAUAGGUUGACACCGGGCAGCCAUCUUCCUCCCUUCUCUCGUGGCAACGUCAACGGUGAAGGAGCAAGUGCUCCUGGUGACGUCAUCGACAACGUAGUCGAUGUGAAGGCUGAAGGCUUCGUCGAGAAAGACACGAAAGCAGAUGAACUCACAGAAAGCGCACUGAAAGACGAUGUUUUACAGACCUUGGAGACGACAGGACUAAAUGCAGACGACCAUGAUGGCCUCCCACCGUUGCAAAGCGUUGAGCGAGACUCCAAAGUGACGUCACCGAGAGCCGCACGACUUCGCCGGAACGUAAGUCGACUUCGUCCUUUCCUCGCGACAUUCACGUGGACUCACUUCACCAAUGAUGGCCUGAUUGCUAUACAUCACUACUCCAAACGUGGAAACUACCAGACUGCCCGUCGCGACUACAGGUCCCUUUGUCCCUUUUGCUCUGGAAACAUGGGAUCGUUUGGACAAUAUCUUAUUUCAGUCGAAGAAGAUCCAUUGGGUAAUGGAUUAAUAGAAAUCUACAAUUCUGGAAACAACUAUUGGAAUUAUUUCCAUUAUUAUCCAAAUUACUAAAACAUGUGAUUCAAGUUCUUCCUAGCUUUCCUUGCAACAUAGCUAACAACCUAACAUCUCAGAUAAUUAAUGAUACCGAGAACCUACUUUCAGGAGGUUUAAGGGUUCGGGGAACUGACCAAGUGUUUACAUGUACACAUUUCAAUAAUAAACGAGUUAGAAAAUUAAAAACAAUUUGAAAUUAUGUUUUAAAUAAUCUCUUACGAUGUAUCUUUCAGCGUGUUUUGGAAGAUAAAUGUUUUGCAUUAAGGAUAGUACUAGUCAGUUAUAAAGAAAAUGAACAACCAUGUUUAAAAGGUUUAGAGUAAGUUCCUCUCUAGGUGCACACAGUAAAUGUUUGUCUUUGAUUGCUUACUGUGGUCAGUUACUUCCAUAAUCUUGAUUCAACACAAUCCAUCAGCACAGCCAUGAAAUCCUACAGAAAAUAUCAAAUUUCUUCCUUACUGUUAAAUACAAUCACCGUUAAACUACAGAUAGGUCUUGACAGUAUUACUAAUAAUACUGCUUAUAUGCAUGUCAAAGUAAUGUUUAUUAUAAAAACAGAUUUUUGUCCCUUUAAAUGAAGAUGGAUUCCUAUUCCUUGAUUAAAACUGCAAUUAUAAUACAAUACAAUUAUAAUUGAAUGCUGGGCAGUCAUGUAUUUUUGUCCAUUUUUUAAUGAAUUUGCAUAGUCGCUUAAUAGAGGGGAGUCCUGGAGGCACAGGGAGGACAGCUUACCAUUAGAAGUAGGAGGCUGGUGGACAAUAGUUUCCCAGUAACAGGCAGAAAGAAGCCUCCUACACCUCCACUGAAUGCCUCGUGUGUCCAGUGCUGUAGUCAACGUGUGUGAUACACUUGCAAUGUUUGUACUUUCUACUUUUGUUGAAAUUGUGUGAAAUCACUUUGGCUCAUUUAUUCUGGAUGUCUUGCUUGAAGUCUGGAGUGUUUAAACUGUUAUAGAAAUUCAAAAUACUUGUUUCAUGCUUUUCUACCCACUACGGGCCUGACACCGGACACAGACUCGGUCAUGUGGACAGCCUCCAGGUACUCAGACGUGUACUCAUAUCAAACUGUACAGCAACAGCAGUAUUUUAUGUUUUUAAAAACAUUUCUUCAAUAAAAAAUUCCUUUCAUAAAGCUUCA
Messenger RNA from Pomacea canaliculata, 1918 nucleotides. RefSeq lists its product as uncharacterized. The record is from RefSeq and is a predicted model, not a curated record. The transcript has 3 exons. Bases 152 to 796 code for a protein of 214 amino acids. NCBI's taxonomy places the organism in Eukaryota, Metazoa, Mollusca, Gastropoda, Architaenioglossa, Ampullariidae.